Molecule: messenger RNA, 891 nt
Organism: Nakaseomyces glabratus
Lineage: Eukaryota; Fungi; Ascomycota; Saccharomycetes; Saccharomycetales; Saccharomycetaceae
Gene: CWC23
Product: U2-type spliceosomal complex subunit CWC23
Biological process (GO): spliceosomal complex disassembly
Cellular component (GO): spliceosomal complex
Source: RefSeq, a predicted model, not a curated record
AUGUCUGAUGUUGUGAAGACAGUUAUAGGACAGCGACUCGAUCUGUACAAGCUUCUCGAGUUGAAUUAUAAGGACUACAAGGGAAACGAUGACGCUGCAACUACGCACUCGCUGAAGAAACAAUACAGAAAGUUGUCCUUACGUUACCAUCCUGACAAAAAUCCUGGCCCUGAGUACAUAGAUAGGUUCCACUUGUUGAAUUUAGCCAUAACAGUGCUGGCGGAUCCAGCAAAGAAGGCAGAAUAUGACCAAUGGGUAGCGCAGUACCUGUAUCCAGACAAUGGACUGUCAGAAGCUGAGCAGACAAGAAGAGAAGCGUUAGUUCAAAAACUAAAUGCUUCUGAAAGAAAAGUGAGAGAAGAUAAUCAAGGUGGUAAUGUUGCUGAUAUUGGCAAAAUACAAAACUAUGGCGAGAAACUGCGAAGGAUGGCGCACUUCGGUUUAGGUUUUGGGGAUUGGCGCAAUUUGGAUGAGCAUAUCUCCAGAGCCACUACAAAUACAAUAGAAGAUUCUACUACUGAUAAAGAAGUAUGUACUUUAAGAGCUGUAUUCGAUUUUCAAUCAAUAGAAAACAUCAGUGAUCCAAAUAACUUGCGGCGGUAUAUGAAUGAAGUCUUUCCAGAAUACAUGUAUGACAUAGACGAGAUAAGGUACUCAUCGAAUAAUGUUUAUGAUGGAGAAGAAGACAUUGUUGUUUAUAUAGUUCUGAAGGAUCCCAUAAAGACUGGCAGACUAUACCACCAGAUCAAGAGGAACCCACCGGAUGCUUUUGUGGAAAUCGAACCAUACAUUUCGCCAAAGCUGUUUGAAUCCUUCUCUAAAGAAAUCCCACUAAAUGACCAUGUGAAGAACCUCUUGAGAGGUGUACCAGAAGUGAUUGAUCUUGACUAA